CAUUGGAGACUUGGGAGUUUUUCCCUUAGACAGGGGUCAGCUGAAAGACAAAGAAAAAUGGCGAGUAGUUUGCAAGGAGAACAGCUCCUGUUUGCUUGGGCUUUGCCCUGGAUCUGCUACAGCCUUUCCCUUGCAUAUUCUCAUGCCUUUGUCCUUUCUUCUCCUUUUUUUUUUCUCUUUCCCGUGAGGGGGGAGGAAAGUGAGAGUGGAGCUGAAAGGGAAAAAUAGCAGUGCUUGUGCUUUUACAUAGCAUGGUGUGAUUUGACUUUCUCAACAAAAUGUUGGUGUAUGUGGCCUGAAACAUGUCUGCAGAUGGGUCAUUCGGACCAAGCAGCAGUGAUGCACAGCAAAGCCUUCAGUCUUUCUGGCCAAGGGUUAUGGAGGAGAUACGCAAUUUGACAGUGAAAGAUUUCAGAGUUCAGGACCUCCCUCUGGCUCGCAUAAAAAAGAUCAUGAAACUUGAUGAAGAUGUGAAGAUGAUCAGUGCUGAAGCCCCAGUUUUGUUUGCCAAAGCUGCACAGAUUUUUAUAACAGAGUUAACCCUACGUGCCUGGAUUCACACAGAGGACAACAAAAGGAGAACUCUUCAGAGAAAUGACAUUGCUAUGGCAAUCACAAAGUUUGAUCAGUUUGACUUUCUUAUUGACAUUGUCCCCAGGGAUGAAUUAAAACCUCCAAAGCGCCAGGAAGAAGUCCGGCAGACUGUGAACUCCACGGAGCCAGUUCAGUACUACUUCACUCUAGCACAGCAGCCAGCUGCUGUACAAGUGCAAGGACAGACAGCUGGUCAGCAAACUACAUCGUCCACCACCACCCUCCAGCCCGGUCAGAUUAUCAUAGCUCAGCCACAGCAAGGCCAGAAUGCACCAGUUACCAUGCAGGUUGGAGAGGGACAGCAGGUACAGAUUGUGCAGGCACAGCCUCAGGGACAAAGUCAGCAAGGGCAGAGUGGAGCUGGGCAGACCAUGCAAGUCAUGCAACAAAUAAUCACCAACACAGGAGAGAUUCAGCAGAUCCCGGUUCAGCUGAAUACAGGGCAACUGCAAUAUAUACGACUAGCCCAGCCAGUGUCCGGAACACAAGUUGUUCAGGGACAGAUCCAGACCCUAACAGCUAAUGCACAGCAGAUUGCACAAGCAGAUGUCCAGCAGGGACAGCAGCAGUUCAGCCAGUUUACCGAUGGCCAGCAAUUGUACCAGAUUCAGCAAGUCACCAUGCCAGCUGGGCAAGACAUCGCACAGCCACUGUUCAUCCAGUCCAGCGGGCAGGCAUCUGAUGGACAAACUACUCAGGUCACAGGGGACUGAGCAGGCAAAGCUUGAGGAAGGAACUGGAAAAGGAACGCAGACACAUGUACACAUAUAUACACGUACUCAGACGUGCCGACAAAUGCACACACUCGUGUGGUAUAGGCUCUACUGGCACUCAAAGGGAUAAAGGGAAAUUGUUUGCAGUUCAUGACUAGUGCCAGCCUUCAGGAUAGCUGGGGCCCGAAUUGGUUCUGUUGUGCAUCUUGCCCUGUGAGGGGACCAUUCUACGGAGGGGGUUUGUUGUGAAUACGCUGACAAAACAGAAGCACGAGAAACACCUGGAUGAGAGAUCCCUACAGUGUAUUUCCCAUGAUCACAUCCAGUUGCACUAAUUAUACUUGUGAUGCAGAUUUGGAUUUUCCAUUUAUUUAAAAGCAUAGUACCCUUUUAAAUGUAAUAAUAAAUGAGGCCAUGAACCAUGAGUUUCAAUGUUAGAUGAGCCACAGACAAUUUGUAGAGAAACACCAGAUAACCCGUUUCAGUUGGGAUCCGCAGGGCACCCUUCUUUGCAAAGCAACGCUGUCAAUUCUUUUUGCCGUUUCCUUUUCCGGAUGAAGCAGUAACAAAGCAUUUCCUGCCGCUCUUGUUCAUGAUCUGAUUAAAUGAGCCUUCCUCCCACACCUGCCACUGACAGCGCUGUGUUAGCCGGAACGCACGUUCCGCCAGUAUAAAGCCUUGCCAUUACAUUUGGACUGGAUACGUAUCUAUUGAGGAAGUAAUGUAUGGUGUGUAUGGGGGGUGGGGUCAGUUUUUAUUAUUAAUACUAAUUUCUUUGUCUUUUUAAUGUAUUGCUGUAGUCUGCUUUGUGUACACAGAACAAUUCUGCACAGACAGCAAUAAACUUUUUAGAUACAGGCUGUUUUUCUUUUCCCCUUUGCAUUCCACUGGCUGCUCACAGGAAGAAAAUAAAAUAUUCCCAAACAUUA
This is a messenger RNA of Xenopus tropicalis (tropical clawed frog), 2236 nucleotides long. It is a transcript of the gene nfyc, whose product is annotated as nuclear transcription factor Y subunit gamma. Lineage: Eukaryota; Metazoa; Chordata; Amphibia; Anura; Pipidae. The transcript has 10 exons. Bases 303 to 1307 code for a protein of 334 amino acids. Gene Ontology annotation, molecular function: protein heterodimerization activity; DNA binding. Gene Ontology annotation, cellular component: transcription regulator complex; nucleus. The record is from RefSeq and is a predicted model, not a curated record.